This is a messenger RNA of Scylla paramamosain (green mud crab), 2823 nucleotides long. RefSeq names its product cellular tumor antigen p53-like. The transcript is spliced from 9 exons. Bases 404 to 1708 code for a protein of 434 amino acids. Gene Ontology annotation, cellular component: nucleus. Gene Ontology annotation, biological process: regulation of transcription by RNA polymerase II; apoptotic process. NCBI's taxonomy places the organism in Eukaryota, Metazoa, Arthropoda, Malacostraca, Decapoda, Portunidae. Gene Ontology annotation, molecular function: RNA polymerase II cis-regulatory region sequence-specific DNA binding; DNA-binding transcription factor activity, RNA polymerase II-specific. The record is from RefSeq and is a predicted model, not a curated record.
GGAAUCCAAAGGGAGGGUGGUUUUACAGCCAGUGUCAGGGAAAAAAUACUUUCUUUACACUCCUGCUGCAAACCAUCCUCCUACAGGAGGUGCUAAUAAGAAUGCAGGCAACUCCGGUACUCGGUAGCAGCCGAUGGACAUGCGGGGCGAGAGAACAGGCGGCGCGGCGGGUUGGGCAGGCUGCAGGCAGGCAGUAGUGGGCAAGCUUUGGCUGGCGGAGGUAGCAGGAUAGAGGAGUGUCUUUAACUCUCGCUUGCUCAUCUGCCGGCCAUCAGAUAACCUUCCAUCUCAGGUCGUUACGGAAAGUGAAUGUGGCAAACAGUAUCGGAAACGGAACGGGCCGUGACCAGCUCCAGUUGUUGGUAUCAUCGGUGGAUAUUUCUAACCAUCGUUCUGCUGCACCAUGAGUUACUUUCCUCACCAUCAGGGUAACGACAUGGCCGAAAAUCAGCAGGAGUCCGAGCCUCUGCUGGACGAUGAUGAUUAUGAACUACUUCGCUGUGACUCCCUGUUGGCGCGAGUGGGCUCUAACAACUUUGCCUCGCUCCUUGAUAACUCCACCCCUCCCAUCGUUGUGAAUGAGGAAUUGAAACCCCAGGAGAUCCAGCCACCACCUCAGGAUCAGCCUCAGACUCAGCAGCAAGAGGCAGCUGAUAUCCAGCUUAUCAUUAACAGCGCCCUGUCAAUGGAAAAUGGCAUCAUACUUCCAUCGAGUGAACUUCCUUGGGAUCAAACUGAAAACUGGCAAAAUCUAGAGGAUGUUACACUGGACACCACCACCCAAGGCGCUCAAGUUUUGCAGUGUGAUACUCCUGUGGGUCCAUGUGAUGGCAAUAGCCACACUUCUUUUAUACCUGACAGCUCACCUAACAGCCAUGUGCCUUCCCUCCAGAGCUGGCCUGGCCAGUAUGACUUUAAGAUAUCUCUCCCAAUUGGAAAUAAAGAUAGAAACAAGUGGUGCUAUAGCAUGCUGCAGAAUAAGGUGUACCUGUGUCCCCUCAUUGCUGUGCCAAUACAUGUGAAACUUCUGCAGUGGUUUGAUGCAUCCAUCACAAUCACCCCAGUCUUCAAGGAAAGUCGCCAUCGUGUAGAGGCUGUGAUGCCCUGCUUCAAUUGCAAAAAUAAAGUAAACAGUGAUGUUGCUGACCACCUGGUCAUGGUAGAAGGACAGGAAUGUGUGUACAAGCAAGUCAAUGAACGCUAUGUGGUGUCGGUUCCUCUCCACCCUCCUCCACCUGGAGAAGUAACCUCUACAUUACUGGUGAAACUGUCAUGCCUCCAGUCAUGUAUUGGGGGACCCAACAGGAGACCUUUUUGUCUUGUGUUUACCCUACACGACAGCUCUGGGAAUGUCGUUGGGCGUCAGGUGCUGGAUUUGAAGUGCUGCAGGUGCCCAUCACGAGACAUGCUGAAUGAAGAUAAGGCUGAACAAAAACGUCAGCGUCCUUCGCAGCCCAUUAACGACUUUCAUCAGCUGGAUCGUGUUCAAGCACUCAAGAGAUCAGCAGCACCUGUUGCAACAACUGGUGAAAAGAAGAAGCGUUUCAACAUCAAGAUGGAGCCUGGAACAGAAAACCGCUACAGAUCUGUGACAGUUCCAGUGGAGUUUGUUGGCAAAGUGAAAACAUACAUUAACAGUCUCAUUGCUGAGGACUAUAUCCGUCGAAACCAGCCCAACAUUCUUCUGUUUUCUGAAGAUGAGCUUUAAGUAUUUCUAAGCAAAGUGGUGUGAGACUUUUGUUUUAUACAUAUUUCUAUGUAAAGAUCCUUGUCUCAAAAUAGCACCAGACUACAAUGGAAUGGAUUAAUUGUGAUGUUUUAUGGAAUUGCCCCCCAUUGCACUACAGAGAAAUGUUGUUCAUAACUGUUGAAUGCGACAACUUAGAUUUGAUUUCGGAGUAAUUUCAGGUGUAGACCAAACUCUCUCUCUCUCUCUCUCUCUCUCUCUCUCUCUCUCUCUCUCUCUCUCUCUCUCUCUCUCUCUCUCUCUCUCUCUCUCUCUCUCUCUCUCUCUCUCUCUCUCUCUCUCUCUCUCUCUCUCUCUCUCUCUCUCUCUCUCUCUCUCUCUCUCUCUCUCUCUCUCUCUCUCUCUCUAACGCAUGCCAGGGCAGGCAACAUCUCUCACCAUCUCAUUUUCAUGCCCACCCCUUUCAUCACUCCACUUGAUUUCCCAUUAUAGUCAUACCACAUGAUAUAUGCCUUUUUGUGCAUAAUUGAUUUAUCUUUAAUAUUUAAGUUCAUGUGGCAAGAUUUUGUUAUUUGUGGAAUUAUUUGUUAUACAGCAUCAGUUAGUGAAUUAUAUGUAGUAAACAAUUACAAAGUAUCAUGAAUUGAUAUCAAUGUUAAUUAAUUUUAAGAGCAUAUUAUGUCCUGUUAUCAGUACCUAGUUGUUUGUCUAGUUGCUUCAAUUUCUUUUUUACGUCUAUCUAUAUACUCAUUUCUUAUACAGCUCUAUAUUUAUGUUUAUUUUAAAUAUGUAUAUCAUAUUCAUUACUUACGAAUUACGGUUUGCCAGCCCAUGAGAUACACAUCUUUUUUAGAAAUAAAUGUACAACUUGGGUCCAGUAUGCUUAUACUUAAAAAAAAUAAAUAAAUAAAUAAAAAAUAUGUAUUUGUAAAACAGGAAGUGUGCUUUAAGUCAGGGACAUCUUAUGGGCUGACAAAUGCUACAUUCAAGCAUUUAUUCUUAAUAUUUUUGUACGUAACAUAAGUCAUGAAAAACUCUCAUUCAUUUUUAAAGACUAUGGAACACAAAUUUUUUCAUGAUUAGUAAGAGUAGUAAGUCAUGUCAGAUUGGUUAAUUAAUAAACUUGAAAAAAAGUU